Molecule: messenger RNA, 1155 nt
Organism: Knipowitschia caucasica
Lineage: Eukaryota; Metazoa; Chordata; Actinopteri; Gobiiformes; Gobiidae
Source: the annotation of a GenBank genome assembly
AUGUCUAAUCAAAGUGAACUGCUCACUUUCUGGGGGCCUUCUGAUUGGACAGAUUCGAGCCAGUGCCCGCCCUCCGUGGGCGGGACCACUUUUUUGAUUGUGGCCUACAGUGCAGUCAUAGCAAUUGGGUUGCUAGGCAAUGCUGGAUUGGUGUUCAUCAUUGCUCGGCAACAGGAGUUACGUAACGUCACCAACAUCCUAAUUGCCAACCUGUCCUGCUCCGACAUCCUGAUGUGUGUGGUGUGUCUGCCGGUCACCGUCAUAUACACGCUGAUGGACCGCUGGGUGCUGGGAGAGGCCCUGUGUAAGGUGACUCCUUUUGUCCAGUGCAUGUCAGUGACUGUGUCCAUCUUCUCGCUGGUGCUGAUUGCUCUGGAGCGGCAUCAGCUGAUCCUCCACCCGACCGGCUGGUCCCCUGCUGCUGGACAUUCAUACUUGGCUGUAGGACUGACCUGGCUCGUGGCCUGUUUCAUCUCUCUGCCUUUUCUCUCCUUCAACAUCCUUACUAAUGAUCCUUUUCAGAACAUCAGCCUGCCCAGCAACCCUUUCAGGGAUCAUCUCAUCUGCAUGGAGCUGUGGCCGUCAGACAAACAUCGUCUUGCUUACACAACAUCACUGCUGCUUUUCCAGUACUGCCUCCCACUGCUGCUGGUUCUUCUCUGCUACCUCCGGAUCUUCCUUCGCUUGAGGCGGCGCAGGGACAUCUUGGAGCGCAGCAGGAGGACCCAAAGUGCCCAGAGAAUAAAUGUCAUGCUCGCAGCCAUUGUAGUUGCCUUUGCGCUGUGCUGGCUGCCUCUCAACGUCUUCAACACUUUGUUUGACUGGCACCACCAGGUCCUGCCUGACUGUCAGCAUGACACAGUGUUCUCCGCCUGCCACCUGAUGGCUAUGGCCUCCACCUGCAUCAACCCUGUAGUGUACGGAUUCCUCAACAGCAACUUUCAAAGGGAAUUUAAGUCCACGCUACAGCGCUGCCAGCGAGGGAACAGGACAGUGGAGAGCUAUGAGAGUUUCCCCCUGUCCACAGUGGCCAGUGAAGGCAUCACCAAAGCCACUUCACUAAACAGAAUGAGUUUGGCGUGCGUGCCGUCUGCCAGGCCUGAGAUCAGCGCAGCCACAGAUGCUCUGAUCAAAACACUCCCAGCUGACUCAUGA